UCAACAAUAAUGGAAAACAAACUUUCCCCUGUGUUUGUGGAGGUGACUGUUAGAUCGCUCAUAUUCAGCCGCGUCUGGUAAAGUCGACAGUCCACUUUGAUCCAGCUCUGCGCUCCCCGCGUCACUUCCUCGCCCAUGCCCAUCCCUUUGGAAAGAAAAAAAGAAAAUUCACACACGGACAAACGAGCGACGGCGACAGAAAAAGAGCGAGGGAAAAGUCGAGAGGGAAGCGAAAGCAAAAAGCCAGAUGAAAGAGCUGGAUACCGAGGAGGGAGCCCACCGAACACCAGAACACACCCGUUAAAAAAAAAAAGAAUCAUGCCGCUGCACAAAUCCACCCGGGCCCCUCGCCUGGACCCCACCAUGAUCUCGGCCCCGCUGGGUGACUUUCGCCACACCAUGCACAUUGGGAGAGGAGGCGACGCCUUUGGGGACACCUCCUUCCUGUCCACUCUUGGCCCGAGCAAGCCAAGCCCCGACGCUGGCAACCAAGAAGCAGCUCCAGAUUCUGACCUUCAUCAGGUGACAGAAAACCACAGUGAUCUUUACACAGACGCUCCAGGAAGCCCACAGAACAAUGAGCUCCAGCACUCUGAGUCGGUGUCUUCAUUCGACCUGGAUCUGGAUCUAGGCCCGUCUAUGCUUGGGGAUGUACUCGGGAUCAUGGAUGGUAUGGGGCUCGACUCCAACGAGGAGGAUGUGUUCAGUCCCAAAAGCGGCUCAUCCUCUGUCAAAGGGGCCACGGAGGUGUCGGCGAACAUGCAGAACGGGCAGAACUUGGUCGGCUUGGAUGGAAACCAGGUGGGAGACGGCAGGAUACCAGAUGCCAACGGGAUCAAGCCAAAGGGGCUACGACCAAAGGUGCGAUUCAGCGACAAACGCGAGGAGAUCAUUCGCCAAGCGUCCGAGGAGGAGGAGGGUCAGGCGUUUGACUUCCAGGAAGAAGAUCAGCUGGCGUGUCGCAGUCCAACGGUGGGCGAGAGCGACAAGGAUGUGGAGGAGGUCAGCACCGAGUUCACCAACCACAAAGCAGAUUUGCCACCUAGCCCGGCCUCGUCACAUAGCUCGGAGUAUGAAGGGGUCACCUCACUGGACAGGAGGAGGGUGGAAAGCUGCCACUCAGACUCUGACUCAGAGGAGGAGGAGGAGGAGGAGGAGGAGGAGGAAGGAGGACGAGGCUACACAUUUGAAGACGAGUUCGAUGAUGAAAUCGGUCUAUAGGGGAUCAGUACGGCUUCCCCUCCAAAGCACAUCUUUGCUGUCAAUUAAAUCACACAUACUGUAUUUCCCUAAACUCACGUCAGGGUCAUUUGAAUGGGAGGCUUUAACCGGCAUGCAAACUGGAUUCUUCAAGACUCGAGAUGCGAGAUACACAGCUCGACGAUGUUGCUCAACUGGAAAACAGAGUUCAUGUUUUAUCAAUGAGGGUAACAGAUUCACUAAAGACUGGUUAAGAUAUAAAAAUAAAAAAAAGACUGUCAUUUUGGUCAUUACAGUGAAAGAUUUGUAGCACUUUUAUUUUUCAUUCACCUGGAAGCUUUGCUAUGAAACUGAUGCUCAGUGGAAAGUUCGAUUCAGGCUAAAUUUAAUUUUAAUUUCUACGGUGUCUUACACUAUAUUUGCCAUGUAAAGUUUAUUGAGCUGUAUUGUUAUAGUGCCUUAAAAGGGAGCUGUAUGCUUACAUUAUUGUACCCUGUGCCAUAUCAAUGUCUUAAUAGUUAUUUCUCAUAUUGCAUGUUUAUUACGAUCUCCACGUCUUCUCUUGAUGUUUAAGCCUUACAAAUAGCUCCCAGGACAGAAUGUUAUCCUGUGUCUCAUCAAUUACUGUGAAUUUGUCACAUUCCAAAUCUGAGACCAAGUCAGACUGGUGUUGCAGUUAUUCACCAAAGCUUUUCCUCGGGCAACUCAACGCUCAGACAAUCAUGGGAUCCUAAGGUCGAUAGUUAAUCAGGACCAGCGGUGUAUUUUUGUACAUGUUCUUUGCUUGUAUAAUGCCUGUAUCUGAAGAAGUGUUAUAUUUCAUAAUGCUGUAAAAGGGAGAGACCAUUGAGCUCGCUGAGCUGUUGAAAAUGCUGGUUUAAACAUGUGUUGUCCUGUGGUUUAAUAAGGAUUUACAGAGAAAACAAUAAAACAAUUAUUGGGAUUUUAAAAUAUCAA
This is a messenger RNA of Acanthopagrus latus (yellowfin seabream), 2157 nucleotides long. It is a transcript of the gene cdc42ep5, whose product is annotated as CDC42 effector protein (Rho GTPase binding) 5. The record is from RefSeq and is a predicted model, not a curated record. Bases 136 to 1221 code for a protein of 361 amino acids. NCBI's taxonomy places the organism in Eukaryota, Metazoa, Chordata, Actinopteri, Spariformes, Sparidae. The transcript has 2 exons.